Molecule: messenger RNA, 722 nt
Organism: Octodon degus (degu)
Lineage: Eukaryota; Metazoa; Chordata; Mammalia; Rodentia; Octodontidae
Gene: Rps7
Product: ribosomal protein S7
Exons: 6
Coding region: 99-683 (194 amino acids)
Biological process (GO): translation; rRNA processing; ribosomal small subunit biogenesis
Cellular component (GO): ribosome; cytosolic small ribosomal subunit; small-subunit processome
Molecular function (GO): structural constituent of ribosome
Source: RefSeq, a predicted model, not a curated record
CUGUUUCCGCCCCCUUUCCCGCCCCUUCCUCUGGGAUAUGACGAACUCUCGCGAGAGCUGGGCCUCUUCCUAAGCCGGUGCUCCGCAAGGCUCUCGCCAUGUUCAGCUCGAGCGCCAAGAUCGUGAAGCCCAACGGCGAGAAGCCGGACGAGUUCGAGUCCGGCAUCUCGCAGGCCCUGCUGGAGUUGGAGAUGAACUCAGACCUCAAGGCGCAGCUGCGCGAGCUCAACAUCACUGCGGCCAAGGAAAUCGAGGUUGGUGGUGGUCGGAAAGCAAUCAUCAUUUUUGUCCCAGUUCCCCAGCUGAAAUCUUUCCAGAAAAUCCAGGUCCGGCUAGUACGAGAGCUGGAGAAGAAAUUCAGCGGAAAGCAUGUGGUCUUCAUUGCACAGAGGAGAAUUCUGCCCAAGCCAACUCGAAAAAGCCGCACGAAAAAUAAGCAAAAGCGUCCCCGAAGCCGCACGCUGACCGCAGUGCAUGACGCCAUCCUGGAGGACCUCGUCUUCCCCAGCGAGAUCGUGGGCAAGAGGAUCCGCGUGAAGCUGGACGGCAGCCGGCUCAUUAAGGUGCACCUGGACAAGGCCCAGCAGAACAAUGUGGAGCACAAGGUCGAGACAUUCUCUGGUGUCUAUAAGAAGCUCACGGGCAAGGACGUUAAUUUUGAAUUCCCAGAGUUUCAGUUGUAAGAAGUUGUAAAUGCUAAAAUAAAAUUAUCGUUCAUAGCG